AUGUGUUGUAGAAUUGACCAUGCUGACUAUAGCGCCCUACUAAAGAGAUGUUCCCUAAAUCUUGAAAACUCGCAUAUUUUUAUCGAUGGUUACGGCCUAAUCUUACACCACUGGAAAAUCUCCAACCAAAAUACACAGUCCAAUGUGGCACCCAACAAGAUCUAUGUCCAGGAAGUCAAAAAGCAAAUUGACCUGCUUCUUGCACUGAACCCAAGAUCAAUCACUUUUUUUGUCGAGUCUGUUGUCACUAACCUCGGGCUGGAGAACAGGAUUCGUUCGAAGCAAGAGUUGCUCAACACAAUUAACUUUGAUGGUUUGGUUUCCCCGCGGAUCUUGACGCUUUCGGAGAUUAUGAAGUACUCUCCAAAAGUAAACACUGCUCUGUGCGAUAUGGAGAACGAACAUACUAUUCUGCAUGAUAUUGCUAAGUUAAAGUCAAGCCCCGGAGCCUCAGAUGACGACUCCUACUUGAUAAUUACUCGCAAUCUAUCUUUCGCUCGCUACGAGCUUCCUGACAAUUCUCAGAUCUUCCUCCUCCCAACUGAUACUGAUCUACAGGAGUGUCCUCUCAACUUGAGAGCUUACGCAUUUCACGAGCUCCAGUCCGUGCUCUGCAAAGAUUCGGCACCAGAAAAACUUCCAGACCUGAUUGGAGGUACCAUUCUUAAUCCCGAUAGUGGCACUUACCUGCGACUCGAGCUUCAAAACUCUUUACGCAACCAAUGUCCUGUCAUUUUGCUUCCGGUUGUUCCAAUUGUAGAUGGUAUCAGCCCUUACGACGUUGGUUCUGUUUACAGAAGAUCUGCCUAUGGUUCCUUUUUGCAUGAACUCAACGUGUCCCCGGAAACACCCAUCAAACUCUAUCACCAGGAAGCGCGCAAGUACAAAGCCCACCCUCUUCGUCCUUUGGAUAAAGGUAUUUGCAAAGCCCAUGCAAGGUACUGGAGCCAAGCGAGAAGAGGAACCGAUUUUUGCGACGAGCUAAUCGGUUUUGUGAGUCCCCCAAUAAUCUCAUCGGUCGGCAGGUAUCUCAAUGAUCUCCUUGAUGAGAAGCCUAUGCGAUCAGCGACGCCGUCACUGGAAGCAAAACAAGCAAUCUGCUAUCUUUCGGUCUUGUUUUACAGUCUGUGCGUCUUAAGCGAAUGCGAACAUAGCUUCUCCUGCGACCCUUACAUGAGACUACUGACUGAGAUCAACCCUUUCCAUCUAGAACCUUACGUAUUAGCAUAG
Wickerhamiella sorbophila is the source of this 1230-nucleotide messenger RNA. RefSeq lists its product as hypothetical. The record is from RefSeq and is a predicted model, not a curated record. Lineage: Eukaryota; Fungi; Ascomycota; Dipodascomycetes; Dipodascales; Trichomonascaceae. The transcript has a single exon. Bases 1 to 1230 code for a protein of 409 amino acids.